Molecule: messenger RNA, 2100 nt
Organism: Fusarium mangiferae
Lineage: Eukaryota; Fungi; Ascomycota; Sordariomycetes; Hypocreales; Nectriaceae
Exons: 3
Coding region: 1-2100 (699 amino acids)
Biological process (GO): lipid metabolic process
Cellular component (GO): cytosol
Molecular function (GO): acetoacetate-CoA ligase activity
Source: RefSeq, a predicted model, not a curated record
AUGCCCGUCAUGUCGAUUGACAAACUUACACCUUCUGCUGCGGCACCUCCCUCUGAUGAUAAUGUCCUCUGGAGGCAUUCGGAUCCAAAGUCCACUCACAUGUGGAAGUUUCUUGAGCACGUGAACAAGAAGCAUGGUUUAAGUCUCGAUGGUUACCCAGCACUAUACAAGUGGUCGAUCGAUGAAGUUGCUCAGUUCUGGGAGGAAGUUUGGCAUUUUUCUGGUGUCACGGCUUCAAAGCCCUUUGAAGAGGUCCUUCCUAAAAAUGCUCCUAUGUACCCCCGACCAGACUUCUUCUCGGGCUCACGUCUUAACUUCGCUGAGAACCUCCUCUUUCCCGCAACCUCUCCACUUCCCGAGCCCACUGCUCCAGCCGUUAUCACUGUUACCGAGUUGCCAAACUCCACAGUGACUACUUCAUGGGCUGAGUUGCGUGAGGCAGUCCGUCGUUGUUCUAAUGCCCUGCGUGCAGCUGGUCUCAAGCCCAAUGAUGUUGUUGCGGGCUUCGUCUCAAAUCAUGUUGAAGCGCUGAUUGCUAUGCUUGCUGCCGCCUCAGUCGGCGCCAUUUGGACUGGUAUAAGUCCUGAUAACGGUGUUUCUGCUGUCCUGGACCGUCUGAACCAAAUUGCCCCCAAGGUGCUAUUUGCCGAUAACGGCACAGUCUACAACGGCAAGGAGUGGUCUAGUGUAGCAAAGACGACUGAGAUUGUGGCUGCGUUGAAGGACAAGGGGCUUGAGAGAGUGGUUGUGAUUAACAACAUCAGCUCUGGUGGACUUGGUCUUGAAGAGCUUGAGAAGCAUGGCGUGUUGGCUGUUGAUUACGCCAAGAUGCUCGAGUCUGCUUCUGAAGACCCCCUGAAGUUCGAGCAGCUUCCUCCAGCUCAUCCCCUCUAUGUUCUCUACUCCAGUGGUACAACUGGUCUUCCCAAGGCCAUUGUUCAUACAGCUUUAGGUACACUUCUGCAGCACAAGAAAGAGCAUCUUCUUCACUGCUCACUCGACUCCUCAUCUCGAAUGCUCUACUAUACGACUACCUCCUGGAUGAUGUGGCACUGGAGCAUCGGAGCUCUUGCCGUUGGCUCUACCAUCGUUGUCUACUCUGGCUCUCCUUUCCGCCCCCAUGGUCAUCUCUCACUCCCACGUCUCCUCUCUGACCUCAAGGUCACUCAUUUCGGUACCUCAGCCGCCUAUCUGACUGCACUAGAGGCCAACAACGUUUACCCUGUCCGUGACGAGUCGAUUGAUCUCUCAAACCUGCAGGCUAUCUACUCCACUGCUUCACCUCUCCCCCCAUCGACCUUCAAGUUUGUCUAUGAAGCCUUCCCCAAGCAUAUCAACCUUGGCUCGAUUACCGGUGGAACAGACAUUAUCUCACUAUUCGGAGCGCCUUGCCCACUGCUCCCUGUUCGUGUUGGUGAGAUCCAGUGUGCUGGACUUGGUAUGGCUAUCCGUGCUGUUGAUUCCGUCACGGGCGAACCCAUCAAGGCCGACGAGCCAGGUGAUCUUGUCUGCAUCAAGCCUUUCCUUUGCCAGCCUCUGACCUUUUUCGGUCCUAGCGGCGAGGCCAAGUAUCAAUCGGCUUACUUUGAGAGGUUCGAAAACAUCUGCGGCGUUGAGGGAGCAGUAUGGCACCAUGGAGAUUUCGUCAAGAUUCCUGACCCUGCAACUGGCAGUCUUGUCAUGCUUGGACGAUCAGAUGGUGUACUGAAGCCAUCAGGGGUGAGAUUCGGCUCAGCCGAGAUCUACAACAUUCUCACACGCUUCUUCGCCUCUGAAGUCGAGGAUGCAGUUUGCAUUGGACGUAGACGGGAGACAGACUCAGACGAGACUGUAUGUCUCUUUGUGGUAAUGGUACCUGGACAUGAAUUCAGCGAUGACCUGCGCCUAAGGAUCAAGUCCAAGAUCAAGUCUGAGUUGAGCCCUCGACAUGUACCUGGCGUCGUGGAGGAGUGUGGAGGCGGCGUCCCCAAGACUGGCAAUGGAAAGAAGAUUGAGGUCGCAGUGAAACAGAUCCUUUCUGGUAUGAAUGUCAAGACCAAUGCCAGCGUUGCAAACCCUGAAGCACUAGAUUGGUUUAAGAAGUGGGCGGAAACUCACUAG